UAAAUCCGACGUAGUUCUGCUUCGAAGAGGAGGAUGAAUAGCCAUUAGAUCAAAAGCAGCCUAGAAUUGUAAGCACGCAGAGUUACCAACUCCUCAUUAAGAUCUCGAGCUGCGUUUAAACUAGCGUGAUUAGAGCAUAUUAGCUAAACUUGAGUUGUGCAUGACCCAUCGAUGAUUCGCGCUAAAGGUCGUCCGAAGGCUAAACGAUUGAGAAAUGAAAUGGAUGAAGGCCCUACAGGUACUAUGAGAUGCAGUAAAUGCAAGCAAACAGGGCAUAACAGGACGACAUGUGCUAGAAGAUCGGAGGGACACAUAGGGAGUUCCACUGGCGCCGAUGCAGGUGUCAGUGGAUCCCGGACCGAUUGAUCCUUCAGUCCUGACAUUACAGGCCACGCACCGGAGCGAGGAUGUGUGGUGUGGCCUGGAUGUUCAGGUAGAUAGGUGUCGUGAGCACCUACGCAGUAUAUUCCACACGGGGGUGGACGAUAGUAUUCUACAUUACGUUCGAUUAGCUGGGUUUUAUGGUGUUCACAGAUUAGUUUCAACUCUGCAUAUAGAUAGAGCAUUACUACCGCUCUACUUGAGCGUUGGAGGCAGGAGACUCACACGUUCCAUUUGCCGGUGGGUGAGGUCACGAUCACAUUAGGAGAUGUGGCUGUAUUGGCAGGUCUACCGAUUGAGGGUCGGGCAGUUACUGGGACUGCAUGUAGACUGUGGGUUGAUUUGGUACACAGAUUGUUGGGAGUACGGCCACACCCUGGGAUAGAUAUUCGGGGGUCCGCCUUGAGGAUGGCUUGGUUGAGAGAGCAUUUUGUUGGUUUACCUGCUGAUGCUGAUGACGAUGUUGUGCAGCAGUACGCGAGAGCCUACAUUCUGAUGCUUAUGGGAGCUUCCACGUUUGCGGACAAGAGCAGGAAUGAGGUGCAGGUCUUGUAUUUACCCAUUCUGGAGUCUUUUGAUGUAGCUGCAGUUUAUAGCUGGGGUAGUGCGACUUUAGCAUACCUAUAUCGGCAGUUAUGUCGUGGUUGUCAUCGUGACAGUGGAGAGAUGGGUGGGUUUUUAUUGCUCAUACAGCUAUGGUCAUGAGAGCACAUUCAUAUCGGCAGACCUGUCAUACUGUGAUAUCAUGGGGUAGAUGGUGGUCCUCUUGAUGAUGAUAUGGAUUAGCACGCUGUACUUGGGCCACAUCAUGUUCGUGGCGAGGAUCCUUUGGGUCGUAGAUGGCUAUUUGCUCAUGUCACGCGCACGUCAUCCGCUGCUGGAUUAGGAUACUACCGAGAUGCUUUAGAUCGCUUGUGUGAUGAUCAGAUGACUUGGAUGCCGUACACUGAUGAGAUUCUAGGGCUGUUGCCUCCUGUUGCCAGAGAGCACACUGAGAUAUGGCGAGCACGUGUGCCCUUGAUAUGUUUUGAUGUAGUGGAGCAUCACUUUCCCGAUCGCGUACUACGCCAGUUCGGGUUGCAGGCUUGCAGCAGGUUACUCCCGGACCUUGUGAUACAUCUGUGGAUUUGCACAAGAUUGAUAGACGGGGGAAGCACACUGAAGAUUGGGGGAUGCGCCAUAUUCAGUAAAUCACUAUGUGGGAUGAGAGAGCGGCGUAUAUAGUGGACGGGAUCCCAUCAUUAGUCCCCACAGCUUCUGUAGACUACAUGAGAUGGUAUUACACCAUCACACGGGUGUAAAUCUCUCCCAGUUUUCGUUUACCCACUGAUCAUUACCAGCCUAGCUCAGUCGCUCUUCAUAUGACGACACGGGCUUUGCGUAGCAUCCAUGACAGAGCGAUUGCUAUACUUGAUGAGGCGGUAGAUGUACAGGGAUACCAUGAUGCAUGUUCAGGCAUUCUUUCACUGUGCGCUGAUGUAUUGGGUCGAGUGGAUUAUGGAUAUAUGGCCACCUCUCAGCAUUCCACCGCAUCUACAUCCGCAGCAGGGUCUUCUCAGGCAGUCCGACGUGAUAGAGUUGUUCUUCAGCCUUGUAACCAGCGCAGGCGUCCCCGAGCACAGCCACAUGAACUUCAUGAUGAUGAUGAUCACGUUGACUUAUGAUCUUUGUAUUUAAAUUAUUGUGUGAAAGUUGUAGCAUGCACUGGCAGAUCGAAUCAUUUUGUGAAACACCAGAUUUAUUAUAACUUUUAUGGUUUAUACUCAAUUUUGUGGUGCAUUGAUUCGUUUUGUGAAAGUUUCAUAAUAUGUAGUUUCAUUGAUUCGUUUUGUGUUUUGGAUAUAUGUUGUAAUGUAGUUUCAUUGAUUCGUUUUGUGUUUCGAGUG
Messenger RNA from Cuscuta epithymum, 2267 nucleotides. The record is from the annotation of a GenBank genome assembly. Lineage: Eukaryota; Viridiplantae; Streptophyta; Magnoliopsida; Solanales; Convolvulaceae.